Molecule: messenger RNA, 2770 nt
Organism: Oryza sativa Japonica Group (Japanese rice)
Lineage: Eukaryota; Viridiplantae; Streptophyta; Magnoliopsida; Poales; Poaceae
Source: RefSeq, a predicted model, not a curated record
CAGUAGAAAAAAAUUUAGAUGUCACUUUGUCUGUCGGAAAAUAUCCUGUCACACAGUCUGUUGGUAAAAAUAAAUUUUACCAACAGUUCUGUUUUAUGUUCAGUCUUGUGCUAAGAUUUUUAAUUUUACUAAUGGGGUAGAAAUGAUAGAUGAUGGUUCUUACUGUCUUUGUAAAAGGAAUAUUUUUCCAAUUGGUUGUUGUCCCAUCCCUUCUGAGAUGUUACUACUCAUGUGUGCUUAUUUCACCCUGGCAUAACCAAUUUUCUACCUUUUCCAUUGCAGAUCUAUCUUCAGUAGUUAUGGUGGAAUUUGCUUAAUUCUUGUCUACUUGACCUCCCUGACAUAUUUAGCUAGAAGGUCUUGCUGAGUAAUCAGAGACACCAACAAGGUUGGAAGCAAACCAGAACAAAUUAACAAGCAAACGCACAACUAAAAGGUACAUGUGUUUCCCUUACUCUUUGACAUCAGUUUUUCUUACUUCUAUGUGGUUUACUAACUACUUUUACAUACUUUAGUUUUUUUUUACACGAUGUUUUGCCUUUUGAAUGUAUGACUAGAAUGCUUGUUGAGCUUGAGAGCUAUGGCAACCAUUUGUGUUUUUGCAGUAUCAUAACAAAUAUUUGCAUUUUAUAUUCAGACAUUUAGUAUUUCAUUAUAAAAGGCAAGCAUGGAUAAGAGAUGGAUGGAUCUGCCUAGGAGCACAACUGAGUACAGACGUGGUGUCAAUAACUUCAUAGAAUUUGCUUUUACUCAUUCAGCAAAAGGAAAUAAAAUACUGUGUCCUUGCAAGAAGUGUGUUAAUUGUUCAUGGUUGGAAGCAAACAUUGUAAUUGAACACCUGAUAUGUGAUGGAUUUAAGCAUGGGUACCGGCUGUGGAUUUUUCAUGGGGAAGCAUCAUCUUCUGCACAUUGCACUACACAUGAACAAGUUCAAGUAGAACAGAGGGCAGUUGAUCGUGAUGAAAUUCCUGAAAUGCUUAGAGAUAUGGCAUAUGGUUUAGAUCAAAUGGGGGAGGGGGGUGCUGCUGAUGGCAGUUCAGGGGAUGCCAAUAAUGAUGUCGAUGAUUUUUAUAGAUUAGUAGAUGAUGCAAGUCAGGAGCUGUACCCUGGUUGCAAGACCUUCUCUAAACUAAAUUUCUUAGUCUGUUUGCUGCAUACAAAAUUUCUAGGAGGAUGGAGUGAUAAAAGCUUUGACAUGCUACUGGACUUACUUAGAGAGGCAUUUCCUGAAGGUGCAGAACUACCUAAAAAUUUUUAUGAAGCAAAGAAGGCCGUUAAAUCUCUAGGUUUUGGCUACAUUAACAUUCAUGCUUGUGAAAAUGAUUGCAUAUUAUUUUGGAAACAGUAUGAAAAUUAUACUUCUUGCCCAAAAUGUAAUACUUCUCGAUGGAAGAUGGAAAGAAAGAGUCUUGAUGGAAAACGUUUCCACAAAGUUCCUAGAAAAGUUCUUAGGUAUUUCCCAAUUAAGGAAAGACUUCAAAGACUAUACAUUAACCCAGAGAUGGCCAAAAAUAUGAGGUGGCAUGAUGAAGGACGUACAAAAGAUGGAUUGCUUAGACAUCCAGCAGAUUCUCCAGCUUGGAAACACUUGGACACAGUCCAUCCUACCUUUGGUAAUGAAAGUCGUAAUAUAAGAUUAGCGUUAGCUACUGAUGGCUUCAAUCCCUUCAUAUCCUUGAAUUCUACCCAUAGUACUUGGCCUGUUAUUGCAAUUCCAUACAAUGUGCCACCCUGGAUGUGUAUGAAACAACCUAAUUUCAUCCUAUCACUGUUAAUUCCUGGUCCAACUGCCCCUGGUAAUGAUAUGGAUGUCUACAUGGAACCAUUAAUAGAUGAUUUGGAAUCUCUUUGGCGUGAAGGCAUUAGGACUUAUGAUGCUUCUAAGGGUGAAUUUUUCCAACUGCGUGCUGCAGUAUUAACCACCAUAUCAGACUAUCCCGGCUUAGGAUAUUUUCAUGGAUGCACAACUUCAGGUGAAGUUGCUUGCACUGAUUGCCACAUAGAAACCGGUUAUACAAGGCUAUCAAAGGGCAGCAAGAGUUCUUACAUGGCACAUCGCAGGUUUUUAGAUGCUGAUCAUAGAUUUAGAUCAGAUACAAAAUCAUUUGAUGGCACAACAGAAUUUAGACUAGCACCUUCUCCUCUUUCUGGUGAGGAUGUUUUGAGGCAGGAGGAGGGAUCAAAAUGUUGCUGAGAACAAGCGCAGGAUACAAGUUCUAAAUCUAGAAUCUAUGCUAAAGUCUAUAAGGACUGAAGGAGCUAGCUCUUCACAGCAAGCUAAGAAAACUAGCAAGAAGAGAAAAUGCAUUAGCUCUGUGCCAAUUGAACCUCGAAAUCUACGCCCCAGACUAGCAAGAAUUGAUACAACAAAUGAGCAUGUAGGACAUAGUGAUCUGCACCCUAGGCUACCAAGAAAUGGAAGUACUAAUGGUCCUGAAGGACAAGAUGAAGGUCCUCAACCUGUGGCUGCUGAACAGAAUGGGGAUUCCAACAGAGCACAACCAAAGAAACGAGAAGGAAGAAAAUUCACUAGAAAGGAUAACAUAUGGUUUAGAGAAGAAGACGAGCCACUGAUCAAGAUGGAGUUCAACGAAUUUGAUCAGCCAGUAGGGAAAGCUGCUAAAGAGUUUCCACAUGUUGUUGGUACACUUGUAAGAACUAAGGGUUUCCCUCUCAAUCAUGAUGACUGGAGACAUGUUGAUGAAGAUUCGAAGCAGUUCAUUAUCGAUGCUUUGGAGGUAUGACAACUAAUAUAUUUGUUCUAUUAUCG